GAAAACCACCAGAGGAGAGAGAGAAAGGGAGGGAGGGGAAAGCAGAGGGAGAAGGGUGGGUAUUAAAGGGUGGGAGGAAGGCAGUGAGGGAGGCGGGGGCCUCAGAGUGGAAGGAGGGAGCAGAAGGGCGGGGCAAGAGGCCCAACCGAGGACAGACUCCAACUCUGACUUCUUCAGCGACUCUCGGCUCUCCUGCUCUGAGCCAGACAUGUCACUCCUCCUGUUGGUGGUCUCUGCCCUCCACAUCCUCAUUCUUGUCUUGCUUUUUGUGGCCACUUUGGACAAGUCCUGGUGGACUCUUCCAGAGAAGGAGUCCCUGAACCUGUGGUAUGACUGCACAUGGAACACCACCACUCAAACAUGGGCCUGCAGUAACGUCAGUGAGAAUGGCUGGCUGAAGGCAGUGCAGGCACUCAUGGUGCUGUCUCUCAUCCUCUGCUGCCUGUCCUUCAUCCUCUUCAUGUUCCAACUCUACACCAUGCGACGAGGAGGGCUCUUCUAUGCCACCGGCCUCUGCCAGCUCUGCACCAGUGCAGCUGUGUUCUCCGGGGCACUGAUCUAUGCCAUCCACGCCGAGGAGAUCCUGGCAAAGCACCCUCGUGGGGGCAGCUUCGGUUACUGCUUCGCCCUGGCCUGGGUAGCUUUUCCACUCGCCCUGGUCAGCGGCAUUGUCUACAUCCACCUGCGGAAACGUGAAUGAGCGCUGUGUCCCCUAGAAAAUAAAUCCAUUUAACCACG
Messenger RNA from Mastomys coucha (southern multimammate mouse), 738 nucleotides. It is a transcript of the gene Emp3, whose product is annotated as epithelial membrane protein 3. Gene Ontology annotation, cellular component: plasma membrane. The coding region runs from base 209 to 700 and encodes 163 amino acids. The transcript is spliced from 5 exons. The record is from RefSeq and is a predicted model, not a curated record. Lineage: Eukaryota; Metazoa; Chordata; Mammalia; Rodentia; Muridae.